CCGGGGCCAGUGAAUCCACACGGUCCAAAAAAUUCCAAAUAAAACCCUAGGCUGGCAGAUAUAAAAAAUCCCUUGCUCAAGAAAAGAGUCGUGGAGAAGCAGAGGAGAGGCGAUCCAAAAUGUCGAAGAGAGGAAGGGGAGGUAGUGCGGGGAACAAGUUCAGGAUGUCGCUGGGUUUACCGGUGGCGGCGACUGUGAACUGUGCAGAUAACACGGGAGCCAAGAACCUGUACAUCAUUUCAGUGAAAGGAAUCAAAGGGCGUCUCAACAGGCUCCCAUCGGCUUGCGUCGGCGACAUGGUCAUGGCCACCGUCAAGAAAGGAAAGCCCGAUUUGAGGAAAAAGGUAUUGCCAGCUGUGAUCGUCCGACAACGAAAACCUUGGCGUAGAAAGGACGGUGUCUACAUGUACUUCGAAGAUAAUGCUGGUGUCAUUGUCAAUCCCAAAGGAGAAAUGAAAGGAUCUGCUAUCACUGGUCCCAUUGGAAAGGAAUGUGCUGAUCUGUGGCCUAGAAUUGCCAGUGCUGCCAAUGCCAUCGUCUGAAAGAUUUUCAUGGUUUUGUUUGCGAUUGUAGUUUUGAUGCUAUCUUUCUAUUAUUUUCCUUUUAACAUGUUUUGAGAGGCUUUUUUCAAACAAUAUUAUAACUUGUUUUCGAAUAUCUAGUUGUCUAAAACUUAUUUUCUAAUUUCUUUUAUGUUAUUACAACUGUUUUAGCAA
This is a messenger RNA of Durio zibethinus, 716 nucleotides long. RefSeq names its product large ribosomal subunit protein uL14x/uL14z/uL14y. Lineage: Eukaryota; Viridiplantae; Streptophyta; Magnoliopsida; Malvales; Malvaceae. Gene Ontology annotation, molecular function: large ribosomal subunit rRNA binding; structural constituent of ribosome. The record is from RefSeq and is a predicted model, not a curated record. Gene Ontology annotation, cellular component: ribosome; cytosolic large ribosomal subunit. Gene Ontology annotation, biological process: translation.